GGUUUUUGCCUGUUAGAGAAGCUUCAUGAGCCGCUAUAUGAAUCAUAUAGAUAGGCCUAUUAUAUAAUUAUUUAAAUUAUUUAUUAUAAUUCAUCUAUUUUCUCGGGGCCUUAUUUUAAGCCUAGCCCCAUACAUCGCGUCAACAGCAGGAAAUCAAAAUGCGUAACUGAUGAAAAAUAGAUAAGCCAAACGAACUCAAUUUAUUAUUUAUUUGAGGUCAAAGGUUACACUGCUAGAUGGUUCAGAUUUCUUUAUUCUCGGUUAUAUUGCUGGUGGUAAUUCCUUCCCUUAAAAAGAACGUAUUAACUGUAAAGCAACUGGAUGGAACAAGUAUAAAUAAGCCUAAAAUACCACUUCGGCUAUGCUUGAAAUAAGCUGAUGUAGCGCAUUGACCCAAUGUUGAGCAAUAUGAAGCGGCUAGCUGGACUGCUUGUGUUAUUGAUAGGAUCCAUUCUUUUUAUCCUGCUCAUGUACACCAAUGUUGAUCUCAUCCCUCAAGAGAUCACAAAGAACCCAAAACGUUUGUAUUCUAAUCGUAACACAUUCUCCACAUCAAGGAAGAAUGUGGCCAGCGGUGAAGAGUUCAAGAAAGUUCUCUCGUCUGCUUUUGCCCGGCAAUCAAAGGCUGUCAAAGUAAUGCUUGUAGGUAGAAUGAGAACUGGUUCGACUUUUAUUGGCGAAAUUUUGAAUCAGAACAGAAAUUUAUUUUACCUUUUUGAACCGCUUCAUUGGAUAGACGUGCAGAAGCGUAAAGGAUUGCUGAAUGAGUGGACAUCAUUUAAAGCAGAAACACUUAAACUUUUGCAUGAUCUCAGUAAGUGUGUUUUUCCAUCAUCAUUUAUUCAUGGAACAGCAAUGUGGCCACUUGCAAGAUCCAAGAGUAAGGACGUUUCACCUAUUUGUAAACAGUCCUCGGCGUGCAAAAAAGCAGAACCGGAUUCUUUUAGUAAAGCGUGUGCAAAAGUUGGAGGGAAUAUCGCUAUGAAAUUUAUACGAUCUGAUAUCGAAGUAUUGAGAUCUUUAGUCGAAGAGGAACAUACAAAUGUUAAAAUAAUUCAUCUGGUGCGUGAUCCAAGAGGCACUGCAAAUUCACGAAGGUCCUAUUAUGGGAAAAAAGCUCUCCGACUGAAUGGAUCUCUGCCCACAUUAGGUAAAAUGGGUUUACUAAUAGAAAAUAAUCCCCGCAGGAUGAACACAAUUCCACAACUUUGUCAAUGGAUGCGAAAUACGUUAUCCUAUGCAAUCAAGCGACCAAAAUGGUUAGAAGGGCGUUAUAAGAUUCUUCGCUAUGAGGACUUCUCAGUAAACCCUCUUGAAAUGACUGAAAAGAUAUAUAAAUUUAUUGGUUUACCAUUACCUACUAAUGUCAAAGAAUGGCUUGUUAGUAACACAAAUUCCCAGAUUAGCAAAAAGCCAACACUUUUUAGUACGUCAAGAAAUUCUUCGUAUACCGCUACAAGUUGGCGUUCUUCACUCUCAUUAGAGGAGGUUCUACAUGUACAGCAUUUGUGUAGUGAUGUGAUGGCUGAGUUAGGCUAUGUGAAAAUCUACAAUGAAGCGGAUCUUAUCAAUUCAAGUGUGCCUUUGCUUACCUCAUUUGAAUUUGGCAAUUUUAUACUUUGAUAGAUUAGCAUUUUUAAUCUGCUGUAGUGCACUGAUUAUAAUCUAACUAUGCUAUCAAGAGCUAUUAAUUGUUACUGACAGUGAUAGUAAAUACU
Molecule: messenger RNA, 1718 nt
Organism: Anneissia japonica
Lineage: Eukaryota; Metazoa; Echinodermata; Crinoidea; Comatulida; Comatulidae
Product: carbohydrate sulfotransferase 1-like
Exons: 2
Coding region: 397-1623 (408 amino acids)
Biological process (GO): sulfur compound metabolic process; N-acetylglucosamine metabolic process
Molecular function (GO): N-acetylglucosamine 6-O-sulfotransferase activity
Source: RefSeq, a predicted model, not a curated record